AUGCUCAGUGUAGGUGACGGUAUCACGGAUAACAUUCUCAAGGAAAACCUUAAGGACACCGCGUGUCUCCUCGUAGAUGAGACCAGAGAUACGUUUGACACCACCUCUGCGAGCCAAACGGCGAAUAGCGGGCUUGGUGAUACCCUGGAUGCUAUCUCUGAGCACCUUCCUCGCUCUCUCUCUCUCUCUCUCUCUCUCUCUCUCUGUCUGUCUGUCUGUCUGUCUGUCUGUCUGUCUGAGUGGGUACAAUUAUCUUUGAACCCUAAUGUAUGUCUCUCUCUCUCUCUCUCUCUCUCUCUCUCUCUCUAUCUAUCUAUCUAUCUAUCUAUCUUUUAUACAGCAAUAUGCCAAUGGUUAAGUUUUAAGAAGUAUAUACAUUUAUCUUUGAAUUCUUAUGCAUUUUUCUCUCUCUUGCCCUCCCCUCUUUCCUUCUCUCUCAUACAGCAAUAUGCCAAUGUUUAA
Molecule: messenger RNA, 462 nt
Organism: Acanthosepion pharaonis
Lineage: Eukaryota; Metazoa; Mollusca; Cephalopoda; Sepiida; Sepiidae
Source: the annotation of a GenBank genome assembly